Ipomoea nil (Japanese morning glory) is the source of this 3258-nucleotide messenger RNA. Its product is annotated as nucleolin-like. The record is from RefSeq and is a predicted model, not a curated record. Lineage: Eukaryota; Viridiplantae; Streptophyta; Magnoliopsida; Solanales; Convolvulaceae. Gene Ontology annotation, cellular component: nucleus. The transcript is spliced from 12 exons. Gene Ontology annotation, molecular function: mRNA binding. Bases 231 to 2591 code for a protein of 786 amino acids.
UACAGGUGCUCAAAACUUUUCCCUCAGCCUAUAGAAAUCGAUCUAGGGUUUCCAACUUUUUUCCUUAAUUGCGCGCCGGAGCUUCGUCCCAAUUUCUUCAUUCCACUAAGUCGGGUGUAUAUACACGCUUCUACUUCACCUAAGAUAUUCAGAAUUCCGUUUUCGCGAUUCAGUUUUUUUAAUUGGGUUUUCGGUUUCCUGUAAUCUCGAAUUUUCUCUGAAGAACAGCUAUGCCUCCGAGAAGGAAGACGUCAGGUGGCCCGGGUACGAAGAGAGGGGUUCGUGUCACGCGGGCCGCGUCCAAAGUCCAGCCGCAUCCCCCCGAUGAAGCGUUGAAGGUGGAGCAGGUGAAAGAGGAGGCGGAGGAGAAGGCCAUGGAGGAGCUCAGAGAGGAGGUCAAGCUCGAGGAAAAGGCUCCCGUUGCUGAGCAGAAGUCGACGCCUGCUAGGGUUAAAGAGGAGCCGGAUUCGAGACGUGUGGAGUGCGGAUCUCUUGCUUAUAAGAAAGAAUAUGAACAGAAAGAGUCUGUUGAUGAAUAUGAAAAAGGUGAAAGAUUAGAUUUGGAGGAUAAUGAUCCUGAAUACGAAACCGAAGAGUAUGGUGGCCCUGAUUAUGAUGAUAAGGGAAUUGAACAUGAGGAUGUGCAGGAAGAGGGAGAAGAGAUAGAAGAACAUGAGGAGGAAUAUAUUGGUGAUGAGGGAGAAGGUGAUAUGGUUGAGGAGGAGGUUGAAGAUGUCAAUGAGGACCUUGAGGGUGAAGAGGAUGAUGAGCAAGUUGGCGAGGAGCAUGGUCAGAUGGUUGAUGACGCUGAGGAGGACGAGCAUCAUGAAGUUGUUAAAGAAAGACGCAAGCGCAAGGAGUUUGAAAUUUUUAUUGGUGGCUUGGACAAGGAUGCUACAGAGGAUGAUCUUAGGAAAGUCUUCAGUAAAGUUGGUGAUGUUACUGAAGUGAGGCUUAUGAUGAACCCUCAGACCAAGAAGAAUAAGGGAUUUGCUUUUCUAAGAUUUGCAACAGUUGAACAAGCUAAGCGAGCUUGUACAGAACUCAAAAAUCCUGUGGUUAAUGGAAAACAGUGCGGUGUUACUCCAAGUCAGGACAGUGAUACUCUCUUUUUGGGUAACAUAUGCAAGACAUGGACUGAGGAAGCUUUGAAGGAGAAGCUGAAGCACUAUGGUGUUGAUAAUAUUUAUGAUUUGACACUAGUUGAAGACACCAACAAUGUGGGAAUGAACCGAGGCUUUGCAUUCUUGGAAUUCUCCUCUCGUUCAGAUGCUAUGGAUGCUUUUAAGCGUCUCCAGAAGAGAGAUGUUGUUUUUGGAGUUGACAGGCCUGCCAAGGUUUCGUUUGCAGAUUCAUUUAUUGACCCAGGUGAUGAAAUCAUGGCGCAGGUCAAAACAGUCUUUAUAGAUGGUCUUUCAGCCUAUUGGGAUGAGGCUCGUAUUAAUGAACUACUAAAAAAAUAUGGGAAGAUUGAAAAAAUUGAGCUUGCUCGGAACAUGCCAUCCGCCAAGAGAAAGGAUUUUGGAUUUGUCACAUUUGAUUCACAUGAUGCUGCAGUCUCUUGUGCCAAAUGCAUUAAUAAUGCAGUGCUAGGCGAUGGGGAUAUUAAGGUUAAAGUUAGGGCUAGAUUAUCAAGACCCCUUUCAAGGGGCAGGGGAAAAUAUGGUUCACGAGGAGAUGUGAGACCCGGCCGUGGGCCAGUACGAGCUCCCAGGGCCCCAUGGGGUCGUCCAGUGUCACAUAAUCUCUCCGUACGUGGAACAAGAGUUGGUACACGUGUGCCACCUUUGGUUGAUCGCAAUUUUAAACGGCCUGCUGGUUAUAGAGAUAGAAGGCCAGUCAUUGCACCACCACCUAGGGCCAGACCUGUGGCUCCUGUGCCUAGCAGGUCAUAUGAGAGGAGGCCGCCUGCUCCUGCAUAUUCAAGAAAUAGUUCGAAGAGGGAUUAUGGAAGCAGAGCUGCUAUAGACUAUGCUCCCAGAGUGCCUUCUGACAGACGAACAUCCUAUAGAGAUGAGUAUUCUUCCCAUGGAUCUGGCUAUCCUGAUUUUCCUGGAGGAACAUCUAGGACUGCAGUAAGAAGAGCUUAUGUUGAUGAUGGCUAUGAGCAGAGGUUUGAAAGACCCCCUCCAGUGUACCGUGAAAGCCGUGCUCGUGAAUAUGACUCUAUAUCUGGCUCAAAACGUGCAUACACUGCACUGGAUGAUGUUCCUCCUCAAUAUGUUGAGGCAGGAGUUCGCCGUUCUCGUGCACGUUUGGAGUAUGACUUUGGAGGACGAAGUGCUUCUCAGUAUGGGGAUGCCUAUGGUGACAGCAGACCCGGGAGGCCUAAUCUUGGAUAUAGUAGCAGCAGAAGUUCUAUGGCUAGUCAAGAUUCUCAUGGCCUUUAUAGUAGUCGCCAGGGUAUGGGUUAUGACAGAGGCUCCUAUGGUGGUAGUGAUGUUGGUGGAGUGUACACUUCAGGCUAUAGUGGUGAUUACAUAUCUCAUGGCAGUGAUAUGGGAGGCAGCUCUUAUUCAUCGAUUUAUUCUAAUCGUGACCUGGGUGGUGGUGGCUAUAUGAGGAGUGGUGGUUCUAGAUCUUAUUAUUGAGAUUUGAAUGGACAAAGAGGCUGCAGGACCUGCACUAGUUGAAGGCUGCAUCAUUUUGAAUUGGAAGUAUAUUGAGCAAAUAAAGCCUCUUUGUGGUUUGAUGGCAAGAUAUGAUAAACACUGGAUAUUGAUAUAAGGACGUGCAACUUGGAGGAACUUAGAUCUAGUGUAUUGAGCUUUGGAUGUCUCAUAUUUUUCUGCUGUAAGGAAACUUAAGAAUUGUAGUGAUGUGACUGCUAACAUUCUGGUAUUUAUAGUUAAUUUUUCCUACUCUCUUCCUUUGGUAAUUUGAUGUAAGAGUGUACUUGAAUAAAAAGAGGAGCACGGUUCAAGUGCUUGUUAUCUUAUUCACAGCUCAAGGCAUGUGGAUACAUGGUCUUGUGGCUUCUGGAAAGGUUUGGAUGAUUGCUACAUCCCAUUUUACGCGAUCUGUCUCAAUGUUCUGUAAUGGACUGCAAGAACAAGGCAAUGAACUGAAUGCAAAAAGUAGUUCUGGAAACGUGUUAUGGUGAUAUAAGUCGUAAGACCAAUUGAUUAUGCAAAGGGAUCAAAAUUGACAGACACAGGCUUCUGGAGGUGUGAGUUUAUGGUCUCAAUGAGAAAUAUGUUUUAAGUAUAUCUGGAGUUGAAGAGAUAUAUAUUGAAAUUACUUCUUCUUUCAGUGUUA